Molecule: messenger RNA, 867 nt
Organism: Epinephelus lanceolatus (giant grouper)
Lineage: Eukaryota; Metazoa; Chordata; Actinopteri; Perciformes; Serranidae
Gene: tprkb
Product: Tp53rk binding protein
Biological process (GO): tRNA threonylcarbamoyladenosine modification
Cellular component (GO): cytosol; nucleus; EKC/KEOPS complex
Source: RefSeq, a predicted model, not a curated record
UGUUAUGGUUCCCCCGCGUGUACAGACCUCAACGUAAGGCGCGUUAAAUCGUAACUUUCUUCGUGGUUCUUGAAGCAGUUCUCCAGCAUGAAUUUAACACACGACUUGGAGCUUUUCCCCGACCUCAGGGUGACUCAAAUGCUUUUCAAGGAGGUGACAAAUGCCGCAGAGUUGAGACAGUAUGCGGUGGAGGGUAAAAUAAGUGCUGCCCUCAUCAACCCAACCAUGCUGGUGAGUCCUUUCCAGGUGCUGGUAGCUGCCAACAAGGCUGUUAGCUUACAGAAAAUUGGGAAAAUGAAGACUAGGAGUUUAUUCUCAGAAAUAAUCUUCAACCUGUCACCUACUAAUAAUAUCUCAGAGGCUUUCAAAAGGUUUGGGAUCUCUGACGGCGAUGACUCUGUCCUGGUGGUCCUGGUUCACACUGAAGAUGUGUCGCCGCUUGUGUCUGACAUCAGAGCCAGGGUGAACGGACGGCAGGUUCCAGCGGAAGAUGUUCCCUCAGUGACGGACCAUGCAAAAAUCAAAAAGCUGUAUAAAGUCACCCCACAGGAGGAGAAGUGUGGGUCUCUGUUGGACGCAGUUGUAUGCAGGAUGGCCACCAAAGACGUCAUGUAGCUACGACAGGAAAAAGGACCAGAACAGGCCUUAAAAAAGAAAAUUAAUAGGUUGCCUUUGUUCAUAUGGGAUGGGGAUUCAUACUAAUAUUUUUCUUUUAUGCUGUUGACGUUUUUCCAACACAUUGUAAGGACAUGCAAACCUUGUCUUAUGUGCACUCCGUACCAUCUCAAAUCGGUGUUACAAAAAGUCCCAUUUUCUGUACAUCAGGUCAUGAUCACAGCUGAGAAAAUACACUUUAUUUUUCAUACA